This is a messenger RNA of Harpegnathos saltator (Jerdon's jumping ant), 2583 nucleotides long. RefSeq lists its product as uncharacterized. Lineage: Eukaryota; Metazoa; Arthropoda; Insecta; Hymenoptera; Formicidae. The coding region runs from base 1 to 876 and encodes 291 amino acids. The transcript is spliced from 8 exons. The record is from RefSeq and is a predicted model, not a curated record.
AUGGCUCCAGUCAAAAUAGAAAUAAAUCUUGUUUACUUGGUCAGUAAAGUAUCUUCCGUCGGCUUUCAGAAGCUCUCCGAGCUCGGUCGAUUUUCACCAUGGAUCGCCGUCACUUCCUGCGCCAUUCGUCCGGACGAACUCACGAGACUAGAGGAGACGCGAAGGAAUUUCCAGAGGUACAAAAUCUCCAGCUCCAGAGAUCAAAGAAAUUACUUCGCCCGAAAAAGAGAGUCAACGCGCGAGUCGACGAACGAAGUUGAGCAGGAAGAUGAGAAACGAGGCACUAGCAUGAUCAACUUCAACGGUGCGAUUGGUAUCCUGAUGCUUCUACUGACCCUCGGCCUCGAGGCGGUCACUAUCGUGAAUCACCAUCCCGACGAUGAGUACGUCCUUAAUCACGAAGUCCUCCGCGAGGAUGCGCUGGCCGAAGCGAAGAAAAUGGAGUUAUAUUCUGACACGAUCCAUUCUAUCAGCUUGGAAACAACCGAUAUGCACCUCGUGACUUUAUCGAGAGCUAUCGUCGCAUCGCAGGCGACAGCCGGCACGGACGAGAAAGGACCUAUUCCGGGCUGCAAGGCGUGCAUCAGCUCCGAGAUGACUUACUGCUCGGACGGCAGAGUCAUCGAAGAUCACUGCUGCUGCGAGGGAAACACCAACAAAGUGUUCCCCUUCGUCGAGCACACCUGUCGCGUGGGACCAGAGGAAUGCAAAGUGCAGGCUGGAAACUGCGCGGAAUACACGAGACUGCGGGAAUGCUGUUGCCAUUCGUACUUGGCCUCCGUCUGGAAAUAUCUGGCGACCGGCGCAGGAUCGGGCGCCGACGUGAAGCACACGAAGUUCCUGUUGAUCUUAACGGUGCUCCUGUUGCUGACCUAGAAGCAUACUCGCCGCAACGCCAAAUAUUUUGUACAGUACCGAUUACUUUAAUAAAUUAUUUUUCCAUGGCGAACGUGCGAGGCAGCCGGCCAUUCUUCUCGGGAAACUGCGGGCGUUUCGCCACGAUAUGAGAGACUAGACGGGACUAUUAUUAGUGGCACGCGAGCCAUUGUCUCAGGCCUAAUUGCCAUUGCGACAUCAUUUACCGCACUCGCGCAAAUAAGAGGCACACAUAUAUCUGCGACGGGAAGCUUCUUUAAUUAAUCGGCACGACGGCGAUGCACGUAAGGCGCAACACGUGGGAGUGAUCGGACGUCUUGGACACGGCAGCAGCGGUGAUACGAAUCGCGUUAAACAUCUGAAUCGUGGAAUGCAAUUAUCUAGUUCACGAAUGGAAGAAGGUCAUCGUCGUGUCAUCGAGUUGGCUGAGCGAUUAACUACACCUAUGCGAGAGAUGAUUCUCGAGACUUUCUAACUUACCCGCCUCGCACCGGCCUACAUUCCUUAAUUCAACCGGCACAAUUCUAGUUUUGAAUUGACACAUCUAUCCCGCCCCGGCAUGAUGACAUCUUUUCGUGCAUCUGAGAAACCUUGCGAACUUGCGAGCACAUUCAUUGUAAGAUCUGUGGCAGCGUCCAUUGAAUCGACGGAGAAUCAAUUUUGUACAAACGUUGGAUAAGUGAGUUGUUCUCCCGGCGGAAAUGAUAGAGAGACAUCGUUCGCGCCAACUUGCGCGAAAAAUUGCAUGCAACCAGCGAGUUUGCAACCCGCAUCGCAUUUUAUUUGUAAUCAAUUUCGGGAGAUAUUUAGCGAUACAUUGGCAGAUAUAUGCGACGGAGACUGUCGCAUCGCUUCGCGCGAUCGAAAAGUCUAGCGAAUUCCGAAUUCGCAUACAUGCGUAUCGCCUCGCCGUCUUUUUUCUCGUCUUCGACUCGCCGGCACAUAAGAAGAGAAGGAUGUUCGUCGACCAGUUAUAAGUAACGGGUACGUCGACCGCGUUCUACGAGGCAGGUGAGGCCGGUGAAUAAACGCCGCGUGAGUCUACGCGAGAGAUCGAAGCCACAGGAGAUCUCGUUUCGAGCCACAAAAAAUUCCAGUCGCGUCGCGAGCAAGUACGCAAGUGGAAAAACCUUCGUUCCCUCCUAGACGGUCUUCUUCGUUGAUUUUCCCCGGGAAAAUGUCGCCUUUGGUGCUUCUGCUCAGCGUGCUUCUCCUGUCGCUUUGCUGUGCGUCAUCCGGUGCAUCCGGUGAGUGCGAAUAUUCUCGUGCAUUUGUAUGUCGCGCGUUCGAAUAAACAAACGUGCGUGUUUUUUCUUAAGCGCUGCGCAAAAUGCGUAUAUAUACGCUCGUCGCAUACGAUAUCGUCGAAUACGAUAGUGCUGAUAACGUGAAAUGUUUUUUAUAAUUUUUAUCGCCAACGCAAACAGAAGUUUCGUAAUAUGUUGUUCGCCGAGCAUUCCUCAACUUCCACACGCACGGUAAACGUAAUAAAAGUUAAUUUAGCUCGCAAAGCCGUCGGGAGCCCGACGGUGAGAUCACACAACGACACGAUAACGCAGCGGCGAUGUAAUAAAACGCUAAUAAUAAGAACUGUGUAUAUUUUUAUACAUAGAGACUGUAUAUGUAUAUAUAUAUAUAUAUUAUAUGUAUUUUUUGUAAAAUAUACGUCGUCCCUAACGCAUCCGUUAAGGCGAGACUUCACAAACA